Messenger RNA from Haliotis rufescens (red abalone), 4076 nucleotides. RefSeq lists its product as uncharacterized. The transcript has 18 exons. The record is from RefSeq and is a predicted model, not a curated record. Lineage: Eukaryota; Metazoa; Mollusca; Gastropoda; Lepetellida; Haliotidae. The coding region runs from base 110 to 3685 and encodes 1191 amino acids.
CUCGGUGCGUAUAUAACGUGCUGAGGAUACUGAUAGGGACACAUCAACGUUGUUCAUCCUCGCAACGAGCGGCACUGUCCACACGCAAGGCAAUUGAAAUUCUAUCACCAUGAUCGGGAGAAAAAGCAUUGGGAAACAAGCAGGGAUAAGCCUAGUCAGCGCUCUGGAGCCACAGGAUGCUGUUGAAGUUGCUAUAGUAAAAGACGCCGUCGGGAAUGUCGUGGUCGAGGAAAUCAAGGGUGCUGGCUGUGGAAUCAAAUCAGCGCCUCAGGAUGCCGUUGAAGUUGCCGUUGUGAAAGACAUGAGCGGAAGAAAAAGCAUUGGGAGGGUAGCUGGGAGGAGUAUUGGAAAACGAGCUGGAAUGAACCUGGUUAAUGCUCUGGAACCACAGGAUGCCGUUGAAGUUGCCGUUGUAAAGGACAUCAGUGGAAGAAAAAGCAUUGGGAGGGUAGCUGGAAGGAGUAUUGGAAAACGUGCUGGAAUGAACCUGGUCAAUGCUCUUGAACCACAGGAUGCCGUUGAAGUGACCGUUGUAAAGGAUGCAGUAGGAAAUGUUGCUGUCGAGGAGAUCACUGUUGCUGGCGUAAAAGGAUGUGGAAUCAAAUCAGCGCCACAAGAUGCCGUUGAAGUUGCCGUUGUAAAGGACAUCGGUGGAAGAAAAAGCAUUGGGAGGGUAGCUGGGAGGAGUAUUGGAAAACGUGCUGGAAUGAACCUGGUCAACGCUCUGGAACCACAGGAUGCCGUUGAAGUUACCGUUGUCAAGGAUGCAGUAGGAAAUGUUGCUGUCGAGGAGAUCACUGUUGCUGGCGUAAAAGGAUGUGGAAUCAAAUCAGCGCCACAAGAUGCCGUUGAAGUUGCCGUUGUAAAGGACAUCGGUGGAAGAAAAAGCAUUGGGAGGGUAGCUGGAAGGAGUAUUGGAAAACGUGCUGGAAUGAACCUGGUCAAUGCUCUGGAACCACAGGAUGCCGUUGAAGUGACCGUUGUAAAGGAUGUAGUAGGAAAUGUUGCUGUCGAGGAGAUCACUGUUGCUGGCGUAAAAGGAUGUGGAAUCAAAUCAGCGCCACAAGAUGCCGUUGAAGUUGCCGUUGUAAAGGACAUCGGUGGAAGAAAAAGCAUUGGGAGGGUAGCUGGAAGGAGUAUUGGAAAACGUGCUGGAAUGAACCUGGUCAAUGCUCUGGAACCACAGGAUGCCGUUGAAGUUACCGUUUUAAAGGAAGUAGUGGGAAAUGUUGCUGUCGAGGAGAUCACUGUUGCUGGCGUGAAAGGAUGUGGAAUCAAAUCAGCGCCACAAGAUGCCGUUGAAGUUGCCGUUGUAAAGGACAUCGGUGGAAGAAAAAGCAUUGGGAGGGUAGCUGGAAGGAGUAUUGGAAAACGUGCUGGAAUGAACCUGGUCAAUGCUCUGGAACCACAGGAUGCCGUUGAAGUGACCGUUGUAAAGGAUGCAGUAGGAAAUGUUGCUGUCGAGGAGAUCACUGUUGCUGGCGUAAAAGGAUGUGGAAUCAAAUCAGCGCCACAAGAUGCCGUUGAAGUUGCCGUUGUAAAGGACAUCGGUGGAAGAAAAAGCAUUGGGAGGGUAGCUGGAAGGAGUAUUGGAAAACGUGCUGGAAUGAGUCUGGUCAAUGCUCUGGAACCACAGGAUGCCGUUGAGGUUACCGUUGUCAAGGAUGCAGUGGGAAAUGUUGCUGUCGAGGAGAUCACUGUUGCUGGCGUGAAAGGAUGUGGAAUCAAAUCAGCGCCACAAGAUGCCGUUGAAGUUGCCGUUGUAAAGGACAUCGGUGGAAGAAAAAGCAUUGGGAGGGUAGCUGGGAAGAGUAUUGGAAAACGUGCUGGAAUGAACCUGGUCAAUGCUCUGGAACCACAGGAUGCCAUUGAAGUUGCCGUUCAAACGGAUGUCGUGGGAAAUGUCGCUGUCGAGGAGAUCACUGUUGCUGGCGUGAAAGGAUGUGGAAUCAAAUCAGCGCCUCAGGAUGCUGUUGAAGUUGUAGUUGUCGAAGAUGGCGUCAGGAAUGUUGUAGUUGAGGAGAUCAAGGGUGCCGGUAUCAAAUGCUGUGGAAUCAAAUCAGCGCCACAAGAUGCCGUUGAAGUUGCCGUUGUAAAGGACAUCGGUGGAAGAAAAAGCAUUGGGAGGGUAGCUGGGAGGAGUAUUGGAAAACGUGCUGGAAUGAACCUGGUCAAUGCUCUGGAAACACAGGAUGCCGUUGAGGUUACCGUUGUCAAGGAUGCAGUGGGAAAUGUUGCUGUCGAGGAGAUCACUGUUGCUGGCGUGAAAGGAUGUGGAAUCAAAUCAGCGCCACAAGAUGCCGUUGAAGUUGCCGUUGUAAAGGACAUCGGUGGAAGAAAAAGCAUUGGGAGGGUAGCUGGGAAGAGUAUUGGAAAACGUGCUGGAAUGAACCUGGUCAAUGCUCUGGAACCACAGGAUGCCAUUGAAGUUGCCGUUCAAACGGAUGUCGUGGGAAAUGUCGCUGUCGAGGAGAUCACUGUUGCUGGCGUGAAAGGAUGUGGAAUCAAAUCAGCGCCUCAGGAUGCUGUUGAAGUUGUAGUUGUCGAAGAUGGCGUCAGGAAUGUUGUAGUUGAGGAGAUCAAGGGUGCCGGUAUCAAAUGCUGUGGAAUCAAAUCAGCGCCACAAGAUGCCGUUGAAGUUGCCGUUGUAAAGGACAUCGGUGGAAGAAAAAGCAUUGGGAGGGUAGCUGGGAGGAGUAUUGGAAAACGUGCUGGAAUGAACCUGGUCAAUGCUCUGGAAACACAGGAUGCCGUUGAGGUUACCGUUAUAAAGGAUGAAGUGGAAAAUGUUGCUGUCGAGGAGAUCACUGUUGCUGGCGUGAAAGGAUGUGGAAUCAAAUCAGCGCCACAAGAUGCCGUUGAAGUUGCCGUUGUAAAGGACAUUGGUGGAAGAAAAAGCAUUGGGAGGGUAGCUGGGAGGAGUAUUGGAAAACGUGCUGGAAUGAACCUGGUCAAUGCUCUGGAACCACAGGAUGCUGUCGAAGUUGCUAUUAUAAAGGAUGCCGUGGGGAAUGUCGUUGUUGAGGAGAUCAAGGGCGCUGGCUGUGGAAUCAAAUCAGCGCCUCAGGAUGCCGUUGAAGUUGCCGUUGUGAAGGACAUCAGCGGAAGAAAAAGUGUUGGGAGGGUAGCUGGGAGGAGUAUUGGAAAACGUGCUGGAAUGAACCUGGUCAAUGCUCUGGAACCACAGGAUGCCGUUGAAGUUACCGUUGUCAAGGAUGUAGUGGGAAAUGUCGCUGUCGAGGAGAUCACUGUUGCUGGCGUAAAAGGAUGUGGAAUCAAAUCAGCGCCACAAGAUGCCGUUGAAGUUGCCGUUGUAAAGGACAUCGGUGGAAGAAAAAGCAUUGGGAGGGUAGCUGGGAGGAGUAUUGGAAAACGUGCUGGAAUGAACCUGGUCAAUGCUCUGGAACCACAGGACGCCGUUGAAGUCGCUGUUGUAGAAGUCACCACGGGCAAUGUCAUUGUUGAGGAGAUCAAAGCUUCUUGCGUGAAAGGAGGCGGAAUCAUAUCAGCGCCUCAGGAUGCUGUUGAAGUUGUCGCUGUCAAUGCUGUUGGAGAUGUGGUUGUCAAGGAGUGUACAUCGGUAGCACCACAGGGUGUUGGGAUUGUGAAGACGGUUGAGGUGCCUCAGGGCAUUGGACACGCAGCUGACCAAAGUGGUCCACCCGUGGUAUACACACUGGAAUGAUGGACGAACUGACACCCCGGGGGGACUGCCCCAACGCACGGGGAAUCGAUCUAUAUCUCCACGCUGUUACGAUAACCUCCACCAAAAUUAUGCAUAGCUUGUUUGACGUCAGAUCGUUUAUAAGUUUUUAUUCAUACAGGUAGCCGAGUGCCCACGCCAGUCAAGAACAACACUGUACGUUUUAUGUUUGUGUGAUUGUAUGACCUAUUUGUUGGUCAAUAGAAGCCGUUAUCAGCCGGCAUUUUCUGGCAGUUAAGGGGAACAACAUGGACACUGCAAAACUACUCUGAUAUAUAAGUACAAUUCAUGCUUCUAAAUUUUAUUUUGAAGGAACUGUAAUUAUGAUUCACGCUAUAUCGCAAUAAACUCACAGAUCACGGUGUUGGUUUUA